CGUCGGCUCAUGGCUGAACAUGACAGGUGCAGUGGUCCGAUUCAUAGGUGCGUCCCUGCCAACAGGCCAGGCCUCCGGCAGGUACCCUGUGGUGCUCGUGGGACAGACGUUCGGUGCACUGGCCCAGCCCCUCAUCAUCUUCACCCCCACCAAGCUCGCGGCACUGUGGUUCCCCGAGCACCAGCGCGCCAUUGCCAACAUGCUGGCCUCCAUGUCUAACCCUCUGGGGCUGCUCCUGGCCAACAUCCUGUCCCCUCUGCUGGAGGACUACGGAGGAGUGCCCAUCAUCGUAAGUGACACCCAGUCUCCUGCCCUCUCCUGUCUCCUUUCCUCUCCUCUCUCUGCCCUAACCUCCUCUUCUGUGCUGACCUCCUCCCCUCAGACCCUCAGAUCCUGACAUACACAGGGUCCUGUCUUGCCCCUGAUCUUAGCUCAAGUGCAUGUACUUCUAAACCAGAAGUGUGUCGUGUCUGAACAUCAGGUGGAGCAGAGCAGACUGAGGGCAGGUGUGACACUUUCAGUGAACUGCCAGAGCUAUAAAAAUAAUAAUCAAAUAAUCAAACUAGUCUAUUGAAAAACAACAUGUAACAUGCUCAAGGCCUCUUUUAUUCGGAAAUAAACGCUUAACGCUUAUUCAGAACAUGUUUGUGUGCUGUGCGGGAGUCGUCCAGAUGCCCUCCCUCGCCUGCUCCCUGUAUCGACUCAGCUCUGCUCUAGAAUUUGGUUUGAUCUGGGUCUGUACAAAAGCUGCUCAUUCACAUGAGGCCGUUUACAGUGAUGUUCUUAAGUGUGUUUUCUUGCCCUGUCUACAUCCUAAUGCUGCGAUGUUGGAUUUCCUCACAUUCUCUUACUCUUUCUGUCACCAGCUCCAUUUAACUUUGUGACCCAAUGUGUUGCUUUGAUUAGUUUAUACAGUUAGUCGCCAGUAGGUAGGUGACCAUUAGAACCAUAGAAAACUGCACAGAGCUGUGGAGCGUCCUGACUCUAACAGUCUGAGUCUGAGUCUGCACAUUCAUAUAUACUCUACCGGUCAAAAGUUUUAGAACACCACACUUUUUCCAGUUUUUUGCUGUUUACUGUUGACCAAAACUUACUCUAAACUUUAGAUUGAUGUGUGUUCAUCUUUGGCAGAUAGAACAGCUGAACACACUCAUGGCUCGUUCUUUCUACAACACAAAUCAAAUAUUCUUCAGAAAGUUCUUCCCAAGUCUGUUGCAGAAGUUUCCAUAAAUGUGUGGCACUUGUAGGUUGCUUCACUCUUCUGUCCAGUUCAUCCCAAACCAGCUCCAUGGGGUUUAAGUCUGGACACUGUGCUGCUGCUGGACACUCCAGGUUUUCAAGUUUUACCAUCUUGUUCUUUUUUCCUGAGGUAGUUUUGGCAGAGCUUGGACUUGUGUUUUGUUCUUUUAUCUUUUAUCUUUUUUUAACCUCUGUCUGUUCAGUUCUUACCUUUGUACCAUUUCAUGCUCUUCAUUGAACUUGCACGACAUGAACUACAAUAAACAUCUAGAAACAUUAUGGUGUUCUAAAACUUUGGAUCUGUAGUGUAGCUCAGUGCUAUAACAACAGAACAGACGCACGUCUCGUAUGUGCUGCUCUCUUGGCAGCAGUGAUCAGUAGAGCUUUGUAUAGCGGCUCAAGAGAUGUAUACUGACAUGAGUACUGCUCUGUACAGACCUGCACAUCCUGCUCUGUGCUCCUGGCACAUCAGUCACUUCUCUCUCCCUGUGUGCUCAUGGUUUAAUCCAUGUCUAAACACAAAGCGGUAACAUCAGAUACAUUUAUAUGAUCAUAAACAUAUUCCAUAAUUGGCGAGACAUCCACCUGUGGGACCAAAUGCAGUGGACCUGAGAGAUGAGAAUGUGAGCGGUAGCAGCAGUGGACACUCAUACCUCAGGUGCGAGAUGGGAGCAGACUGCGGGACAGGCGGGAGCGGGUGUGACCAGAGGGAGAGCAGCGGUCAGCAGGUCUGCUGUGGGGUGAGGAGUGCAUGAGAUAGACACUGGUCUGCUGCGUAAUGGGAGGUGAAU
This is a messenger RNA of Boleophthalmus pectinirostris (great blue-spotted mudskipper), 2030 nucleotides long. Its product is annotated as solute carrier family 49 member A3-like. Gene Ontology annotation, cellular component: membrane. Bases 20 to 397 code for a protein of 125 amino acids. Lineage: Eukaryota; Metazoa; Chordata; Actinopteri; Gobiiformes; Gobiidae. The record is from RefSeq and is a predicted model, not a curated record. The transcript has 2 exons.